AUGGCUCGUGUCGUGCCUUGCCCGCACAUCGCCAAUCGUGCUACUGCGUCUCCGCACUGCGCCGCGUCGUGCUCCUCAAUCGCACCGACAUGGAACCCCAUACCGUCCUCCUUCUCGCCUUUCGCCUCCGCGCUACGGCCAGCGGCCACUCCUCCGCGAUUAACGGCGAAUCCGCUAACGCGCGCGCGUGGGCCGCUGCGGCCGUUGCCAGCUAGGCGGCGUGCGCCCGUGGUGCGCGCGGCGGGGCAGGAGGGCGGAGAGAAGGACGAAGACAAGCCCAAGGCCGUCGGCACUCUGCCCGACGGCGAAGCCGGCAGUAAACCGCCCGAAUCCCCUUCUCCGCCUCCCCCGCCGUCCGCCGCCCCGCCGUCGUCCCCCGCGCCGGUGCAGCUGGACUCGUACGCGGUGGUGGCGCUGCUGGGGCCCGAGAAGGUCGACGCGGACGACGUGGCGCUGCUGCGCGCCAAGCUCUUCGGCUACUCCACCUUCUUCGUCACCGGCCAGGAGCCCUUUGGCGAGGCGGGCGAAGCCGUGCUGUUACAGGGUAACCUGCGCGGCCCUAAGGAGGAGGUGUUCGCGAAGCUGCGCGCGGGCAUGCGGCUGCUGUUCGGCGCAAAGUACGAGCUGCUGAUGGUGCGGGAGCCGCGCAAGCCGGGCGCGGCGGCGAGCGAGGGGGAGGGGAAGGAGGAGCGCGUGGCGAUGGUGGUGGUGCGCGCGGAGCAGCUGCAGGGCCGCGCCACCUCCGCGUGGCAGUUCGCGCUCGGCGCGCUGCUGCUCGCGCUCACCGGAGGGGCGUGCCUUGAACUGGGACUCGCCAGCCAGAUCUCCAAGGUGUCGCCGGAUGUGAUUCGCUACUUCACGUCACCCAAUCCCGAGGAGCUGACCCCGCCUGACGUGGCAGUGCUGGUACCCCUCGUGCAAAACGCCCUGCCCAUCGCCUACGGGGUCUUUGGCGUGCAAGUCUUCCACGAGGUGGCCCACUGGCUGACGGCAGCACAGAAGCGGGUCAGGCUCGGCAUCCCGUACCUCAUCCCCAACAUCACCAUCGGCAGCUUCGGGGCCAUCACUCAGAUCAAGAGCCCCUGUCCCAACCGCACUGCUCUCUUUGACAUUGCCAUUGCCGGCCCGCUAGCCGGCGCCACCCUGUCGCUCGCCAUGUUCGCGGCAGGCCUCGCCCUCUCGCUGCCGCCUGCAGGCCCGCUGGCAGCGCUGCCGGGGCUGCAGGAGUCGCUGGUGCAGGUGCCCUCGCAGCUCUUCCAGGGCUCCCUGCUGCUCGGCGCACUCUGUCGAGCCGUGCUGGGAUACGACUUGAUGCACGUGCAGGCAAUCACCAUCCACCCCCUCAUCAUUGUUGGAUGGUGUGGCCUGACCACCUCUGCUCUCAAUCUGUUGCCAGCAGGCCGGAUUGACGGGGGGCGAGCCACACAGGCUGCAUUUGGGCGUGACACUGUGGGCAUCACUAGCCUUGUGAUGUAUGGACUUCUGGGCAUCGGCUUGCUUGGAGGACCAUUUUCUCUGCCCUUUGGUCUCUACAUCCUCUUUCUUCAGUAUUUGGACGAGAAUAAGCAGCUGAUUCUUGCGAUCCUCGACAAUCAGAACUUGGGGAAACUUAAUGAAUGCGCACAAUACCAGGCUAGGCUGCAGCAAAAUCUUAUGUAUCUAGCUGCGAUCGCCGAUGCGCAACCUCAAGUUCCUCCUCCUCAGGACCAACAGCCGUCGUAUUCGCAGGGCCAGCAGAUGAUGCAGCAGCAGCAGAUGGCUCCAGCUGCAUCUCAGCCGGUUGUUGCCAGCGCUGUGAGCGGCGCUGGCAGCGAAGCCUCUGCAGGAGGAAACGGUGCUCCUGUUGGCAGCUUUGGCGACUAUGGGCAGGCACAGGUUGCUCAGCCACAGGCACCUACAGCACAACCAGCAGAUACGAAUAUGGCCAUGCCAGCGUCGUGCCCCGCGGGCGUGGUGUGUCCGACGGGCGCGACGUGCGCGGUGGACGGCAGCGGAUACCCCUUCUGCAAGUGCGCGGCGGGGCAGGCCAUCAUCAACGGCGUGUGCGCGCCGGCCGCCAGCUGGGCGGAGGUCGGCACCAACGUCGUGCUCUACAACCGCGGCUCGUACACCAACUACCCCAAAACACUCGCGCCGGCCGUGCUGCGCGGCGCGGCGCCGAACUCGAGCGCGUGCGUGAACCUGCCGGCGUCGUUCAACGGGUCGGUGGGGUCGCUGCGGAUCAUGUGGAACGUGAACGACGGCGUGGCGAACCACCUGGUGUGCGGCAAGCUCUUCUUCUGGGACAAACCCAACUGCUGCUGCUCCGGCUCGGGUUACCAGAUCCCCGGCGGGUGGACCACCGUCGACCCCAACAAGUUCACCUACACCAGCACCAGCGUCAAGUCGGCGAGCAGCAUUAUUCUGACGGCGAGGUCCAUCUCGUGCCAGGCCGCCAUCGCCACCAACACGUACCCCUGCGCCACCAAGACCUGCCCCGUCAACGCCGCGUGCUCCGUGGUCAACAGUGCCGCCGUGUGCACGUGCAACGCUGGAUACAGCAUGGUCAGCGGGCAAUGCGUUGGUGAGUCGGCCUUCUGUUCCGCAGUGCUGCGCAAUGCAGUGUUAGCGCCACGCAACCUGCGCCCUCACUCUUUUCUGCAUCUGCCCCUACUUCCCCUUGUGUCAGCAACAACGUCCAACCCGUGCACGGGGUACAGCUGUCCCGCCAACUCAGCAUGCUCCAACGUCAAUGGCGUCGCCACGUGCACGUGCAGUGCUGGUUACCAGAUGGUUAACGGCCAGUGUGUCGUGCCCAACCCGUGCACGGGGUACACCUGUCCCGCCAACUCAGCAUGCUCCAACGUGAAUGGCGUCGCCACGUGCACGUGCAGUGCUGGUUACCAGAUGGUCAACGGCCAGUGCGUUGCCAAUUUUUUCCUCCGUUCUCCCUUUUUCACCUCUGAUGUCUCUCCUGCCUCUUGCCCAUGCGUUUAUUUGCCUGCCCCCUUGCACUCUCCUCCCCCCACACCAGUGCCCAACCCUUGCACGGGGUACAGCUGUCCCGUUAACUCAGCGUGCUCCAACGUCAACGGUGUUGCCACGUGCACGUGCAAUACUGGUUACCAGAUGGUCAACGGACAGUGCGUGGUGCCCAACCCGUGCACGGGGUACAGCUGUCCCGCCAACUCAGCAUGCUCCAACGUUAAUGGUGUCGCCACGUGCACGUGCAAUACCGGAUACCAGAUGGUCAACGGCCAGUGCGUGGGUGAGUCAGCUGCCUUUAUCUCACUCUGUGAAUCUCCACCUAUCCUUUACCCCCCAAGCCCCCACUCUCUCCUUUCCGACUGUCUCUCCUCCCUCUUUCCACCUCUUCUGCUCUCCACUUCCUCCACCCUUCUCCCCGCACCUCCGAUUUCUCUCUUGUUUCUGACCAACACGAAUAUCUGCUGGUUUCCCUGCCUUCCCCUCUCCCAUUCACCAGUGCCCAACCCGUGCACGGGGUACAGCUGUCCCGCCAACUCAGCAUGCUCCAACGUCAAUGGCGUCGCCACGUGCACGUGCAGUGCUGGUUACCAGAUGGUCAACGGCCAGUGCGUCGUGCCCAACCCGUGCACGGGGUACAGUUGUCCCGCCAACUCGGCAUGUUCAAAUGUCAAUGGCGUCGCCACGUGCACGUGCAAUACCGGUUACCAGAUGGUCGGCGGCCAGUGCGUUGUGCCCAACCCGUGCACGGGGUACACCUGUCCCGCCAACUCAGCAUGCUCCAACGUCAAUGGCGUCGCCACGUGCACGUGCAGCACCGGCUACCAGAUGGUCAAUGGCCAGUGCGUCGCAAUCACCGACCCGUGUCUGACAACCACGUGUCCCGCCAAGGCCACGUGCAGCAGCGUGAAUGGCGUGGCCACGUGUGUGUGCGCCGUGGGCUACACCCUCGUCAGCGGCGCCUGCCAGCGUACGCGCUCCUGGCCCCCUUCAGCCCCUCUCUCACUCUCUCCUUCUUCGUUUGCCCUCGCGUCCGUCCGCGCCCCCCCACCCUCUCUCUCUCUCCCCUCGUUACCGCUCUUGCCCUUGUCGACCCUCCCACCCUCACCCACCAGCCCAGCUGCCGUCUCUCUUUCCUUCCUCUCCGCCUCUACUUACCGCCUCACUCGCCCAUGCAUGCACCCCUCUAAUGCUCUGUGCAAGUCCUCUUCUUCCCCCACUCCUCCCCCCUUUCCCCGACCACCAGCGGCCGCCCCCUGCUCGUUGGUGAAAUGCCCGGCCAACUGCACCUGCUCCUCCGCCAAUGGCGUCGCCAAGUGUGACUGCCCCAAUGACCUGUGCUACGGGGUGAAGUGUCCCGACGUCUCCAAGUGCACUUUCAUGCUCGGCGCGCCCGUCUGCACGUGCCCUGCGCCCUACACGCGCCUCAUUGACAACAAGUGCUCCUCCGCAACGUUGGCGAAUUCGGACUAUCUGGACAACCAAAACGCGGCCAGGGCGGCAGUGGGCGCCAUUCCGCUCGUCUGGAACGCCUCCCGUGAGUGCCCACCACCUCGCCCUUCCUCAUGCGUGAUGCCGCCUCUUGCCACGCCUCUUCUGCCUCUUGCCACGCCUCUUCUGCCUCUUGCCACGCCUUGUCUGCCUCUUGCCAAGCCUCUUCUGCCUCUUGCCACGCCUCUUCUGCCUCUUGCCACGCCUUGUCUGCCUCUUGCCAAGCCUCUUCUGCCUCUUGCCACGCCUCUUCUGCCUCUUGCCACGCCUUGUCUGCCUCUUGCCAAGCCUCUUCUGCCUCUUGCCACGCCUCUUCUGCCUCUUGCCACGCCUUGUCUGCCUCUUGCCAAGCCUCUUCUGCCUCUUGCCACGCCUCUUCUGCCUCUUGCCACGCCUUGUCUGCCUCUUGCCAAGCCUCUUCUGCCUCUUGCCACGCCUCUUCUGCCUCUUGCCACGCCUUGUCUGCCUCUUGCCAAGCCUCUUCUGCCUCUUGCCACGCCUCUUCUGCCUCUUGCCACGCCUUGUCUGCCUCUUGCCAAGCCUCUUCUGCCUCUUGCCACGCCUCUUCUGCCUCUUGCCAAGCCUCUUCUGCCUCUUGCCACGCCUCUUCUGCCUCUUGCCAAGCCUCUUCUGCCUCUUGCCACGCCUCUUCUGCCUCUUGCCACGCCUCUUCUGCCUCUUGCCACGCCUUGUCUGCCUCUUGCCAAGCCUCUUCUGCCUCUUGCCACGCCUCUUCUGUCUCUUGCCACGCCUUGUCUGCCUCUUGCCAAGCCUCUUCUGCCUCUUGCCACGCCUCUUCUGCCUCUUGCCACGCCUUGUCUGCCUCUUGCCAAGCCUCUUCUGCCUCUUGCCACGCCUCUUCUGCCUCUUGCCACGCCUUGUCUGCCUCUUGCCAAGCCUCUUCUGCCUCUUGCCACGCCUCUUCUGCCUCUUGCCACGCCUUGUCUGCCUCUUGCCAAGCCUCUUCUGCCUCUUGCCACGCCUCUUCUGCCUCUUGCCACGCCUUGUCUGCCUCUUGCCAAGCCUCUUCUGCCUCUUGCCACGCCUCUUCUGCCUCUUGCCACGCCUUGUCUGCCUCUUGCCAAGCCUCUUCUGCCUCUUGCCACGCCUCUUCUGCCUCUUGCCACGCCUUGUCUGCCUCUUGCCAAGCCUCUUCUGCCUCUUGCCACGCCUCUUCUGCCUCUUGCCACGCCUUGUCUGCCUCUUGCCAAGCCUCUUCUGCCUCUUGCCACGCCUCUUCUGCCUCUUGCCACGCCUUGUCUGCCUCUUGCCAAGCCUCUUCUGCCUCUUGCCACGCCUCUUCUGCCUCUUGCCAAGCCUCUUCUGCCUCUUGCCACGCCUCUUCUGCCUCUUGCCAAGCCUCUUCUGCCUCUUGCCACGCCUCUUCUGCCUCUUGCCACGCCUCUUCUGCCUCUUGCCACGCCUUGUCUGCCUCUUGCCAAGCCUCUUCUGCCUCUUGCCACGCCUCUUCUGCCUCUUGCCACGCCUUGUCUGCCUCUUGCCAAGCCUCUUCUGCCUCUUGCCACGCCUCUUCUGCCUCUUGCCACGCCUUGUCUGCCUCUUGCCAAGCCUCUUCUGCCUCUUGCCACGCCUCUUCUGCCUCUUGCCACGCCUUGUCUGCCUCUUGCCAAGCCUCUUCUGCCUCUUGCCACGCCUUGUCUGCCUCUUGCCAAGCCUCUUCUGCCUCUUGCCACGCCUCUUCUGCCUCUUGCCACGCCUUGUCUGCCUCUUGCCAAGCCUCUUCUGCCUCUUGCCACGCCUCUUCUGCCUCUUGCCACGCCUUGUCUGCCUCUUGCCAAGCCUCUUCUGCCUCUUGCCACGCCUUGUCUGCCUCUUGCCAAGCCUCUUCUGCCUCUUGCCACGCCUCUUCUGCCUCUUGCCACGCCUUGUCUGCCUCUUGCCAAGCCUCUUCUGCCUCUUGCCACGCCUCUUCUGCCUCUUGCCACGCCUUGUCUGCCUCUUGCCAAGCCUCUUCUGCCUCUUGCCACGCCUCUUCUGCCUCUUGCCAAGCCUCUUCUGCCUCUUGCCACGCCUCUUCUGCCUCUUGCCAAGCCUCUUCUGCCUCUUGCCACGCCUCUUCUGCCUCUUGCCACGCCUCUUCUGCCUCUUGCCACGCCUUGUCUGCCUCUUGCCAAGCCUCUUCUGCCUCUUGCCACGCCUCUUCUGCCUCUUGCCACGCCUUGUCUGCCUCUUGCCAAGCCUCUUCUGCCUCUUGCCACGCCUCUUCUGCCUCUUGCCACGCCUUGUCUGCCUCUUGCCAAGCCUCUUCUGCCUCUUUCCACGCCUUGUCUGCCUCUUGCCAAGCCUCUUCUGCCUCUUGCCACGCCUCUUCUGCCUCUUGCCACGCCUUGUCUGCCUCUUGCCAAGCCUCUUCUGCCUCUUGCCACGCCUCUUCUGCCUCUUGCCAAGCCUCUUCUGCCUCUUGCCACGCCUCUUCUGCCUCUUGCCAAGCCUCUUCUGCCUCUUGCCACGCCUCUUCUGCCUCUUGCCACGCCUCUUCUGCCUCUUGCCACGCCUCUUCUGCCUCUUGCCACGCCUCUUCUGCCUCUUGCCACGCCUUGUCUGCCUCUUGCCAAGCCUCUUCUGCCUCUUGCCACGCCUUGUCUGCCUCUUGCCAAGCCUCUUCUGCCUCUUGCCACGCCUCUUCUGCCUCUUGCCACGCCUUGUCUGCCUCUUGCCAAGCCUCUUCUGCCUCUUGCCACGCCUCUUCUGCCUCUUGCCACGCCUUGUCUGCCUCUUGCCAAGCCUCUUCUGCCUCUUGCCACGCCUCUUCUGCCUCUUGCCAAGCCUCUUCUGCCUCUUGCCACGCCUCUUCUGCCUCUUGCCAAGCCUCUUCUGCCUCUUGCCACGCCUCUUCUGCCUCUUGCCACGCCUCUUCUGCCUCUUGCCACGCCUUGUCUGCCUCUUGCCAAGCCUCUUCUGCCUCUUGCCACGCCUCUUCUGCCUCUUGCCACGCCUUGUCUGCCUCUUGCCAAGCCUCUUCUGCCUCUUGCCACGCCUCUUCUGCCUCUUGCCACGCCUUGUCUGCCUCUUGCCAAGCCUCUUCUGCCUCUUGCCACGCCUCUUCUGCCUCUUGCCACGCCUUUUCUGCCUCUUGCCAAGCCUCUUCUGCCUCUUGCCACGCCUCUUCUGCCUCUUGCCACGCCUUGUCUGCCUCUUGCCAAGCCUCUUCUGCCUCUUGCCACGCCUCUUCUGCCUCUUGCCACGCCUUGUCUGCCUCUUGCCAAGCCUCUUCUGCCUCUUGCCACGCCUCUUCUGCCUCUUGCCACGCCUUGUCUGCCUCUUGCCAAGCCUCUUCUGCCUCUUGCCACGCCUCUUCUGCCUCUUGCCACGCCUUGUCUGCCUCUUGCCACGCCUCUUCUGCCUCUUGCCACGCCUCUUCUGCCUCUUGCCACGCCUUGUCUGCCUCUUGCCAAGCCUCUUCUGCCUCUUGCCACGCCUCUUCUGCCUCUUGCCACGCCUUGUCUGCCUCUUGCCAAGCCUCUUCUGCCUCUUGCCACGCCUCUUCUGCCUCUUGCCAAGCCUCUUCUGCCUCUUGCCACGCCUCUUCUGCCUCUUGCCAAGCCUCUUCUGCCUCUUGCCACGCCUCUUCUGCCUCUUGCCACGCCUCUUCUGCCUCUUGCCACGCCUUGUCUGCCUCUUGCCAAGCCUCUUCUGCCUCUUGCCACGCCUCUUCUGCCUCUUGCCACGCCUUGUCUGCCUCUUGCCAAGCCUCUUCUGCCUCUUGCCACGCCUCUUCUGCCUCUUGCCACGCCUUGUCUGCCUCUUGCCAAGCCUCUUCUGCCUCUUGCCACGCCUCUUCUGCCUCUUGCCACGCCUUGUCUGCCUCUUGCCAAGCCUCUUCUGCCUCUUGCCACGCCUUGUCUGCCUCUUGCCAAGCCUCUUCUGCCUCUUGCCACGCCUCUUCUGCCUCUUGCCACGCCUUGUCUGCCUCUUGCCAAGCCUCUUCUGCCUCUUGCCACGCCUCUUCUGCCUCUUGCCACGCCUUGUCUGCCUCUUGCCAAGCCUCUUCUGCCUCUUGCCACGCCUCUUCUGCCUCUUGCCACGCCUUGUCUGCCUCUUGCCAAGCCUCUUCUGCCUCUUGCCACGCCUCUUCUGCCUCUUGCCACGCCUCUUCUGCCUCUUGCCAAGCCUCUUCUGCCUCUUGCCACGCCUCUUCUGCCUCUUGCCAAGCCUCUUCUGCCUCUUGCCAAGCCUCUUCUGCCUCUUGCCACGCCUCUUCUGCCUCUUGCCAAGCCUCUUCUGCCUCUUGCCACGCCUCUUCUGCCUCUUGCCAAGCCUCUUCUGCCUCUUGCCACGCCUCUUCUGCCUCUUGCCACGCCUCUUCUGCCUCUUGCCACGCCUUGUCUGCCUCUUGCCAAGCCUCUUCUGCCUCUUGCCACGCCUCUUCUGCCUCUUGCCACGCCUUGUCUGCCUCUUGCCAAGCCUCUUCUGCCUCUUGCCACGCCUCUUCUGCCUCUUGCCACGCCUUGUCUGCCUCUUGCCAAGCCUCUUCUGCCUCUUGCCACGCCUCUUCUGCCUCUUGCCACGCCUUGUCUGCCUCUUGCCAAGCCUCUUCUGCCUCUUGCCACGCCUUGUCUGCCUCUUGCCAAGCCUCUUCUGCCUCUUGCCACGCCUCUUCUGCCUCUUGCCACGCCUUGUCUGCCUCUUGCCAAGCCUCUUCUGCCUCUUGCCACGCCUCUUCUGCCUCUUGCCACGCCUUGUCUGCCUCUUGCCAAGCCUCUUCUGCCUCUUGCCACGCCUUGUCUGCCUCUUGCCAAGCCUCUUCUGCCUCUUGCCACGCCUCUUCUGCCUCUUGCCACGCCUUGUCUGCCUCUUGCCAAGCCUCUUCUGCCUCUUGCCACGCCUCUUCUGCCUCUUGCCACGCCUUGUCUGCCUCUUGCCAAGCCUCUUCUGCCUCUUGCCACGCCUCUUCUGCCUCUUGCCAAGCCUCUUCUGCCUCUUGCCACGCCUCUUCUGCCUCUUGCCAAGCCUCUUCUGCCUCUUGCCACGCCUCUUCUGCCUCUUGCCACGCCUCUUCUGCCUCUUGCCACGCCUCUUCUGCCUCUUGCCACGCCUCUUCUGCCUCUUGCCACGCCUUGUCUGCCUCUUGCCAAGCCUCUUCUGCCUCUUGCCACGCCUCUUCUGCCUCUUGCCAAGCCUCUUCUGCCUCUUGCCACGCCUCUUCUGCCUCUUGCCAAGCCUCUUCUGCCUCUUGCCAAGCCUCUUCUGCCUCUUGCCACGCCUCUUCUGCCUCUUGCCAAGCCUCUUCUGCCUCUUGCCACGCCUCUUCUGCCUCUUGCCACGCCUCUUCUGCCUCUUGCCACGCCUCUUCUGCCUCUUGCCACGCCUCUUCUGCCUCUUGCCAAGCCUCUUCUGCCUCUUGCCACGCCUCUUCUGCCUCUUGCCAAGCCUCUUCUGCCUCUUGCCACGCCUCUUCUGCCUCUUGCCACGCCUUGUCUGCCUCUUGCCAAGCCUCUUCUGCCUCUUGCCACGCCUUGUCUGCCUCUUGCCAAGCCUCUUCUGCCUCUUGCCACGCCUCUUCUGCCUCUUGCCACGCCUUGUCUGCCUCUUGCCAAGCCUCUUCUGCCUCUUGCCAAGCCUCUUCUGCCUCUUGCCAAGCCUCUUCUGCCUCUUGCCACGCCUUGUCUGCCUCUUGCCAAGCCUCUUCUGCCUCUUGCCAAGCCUCUUCUGCCUCUUGCCAAGCCUCUUCUGCCUCUUGCCACGCCUCUUCUGCCUCUUGCCAAGCCUCUUCUGCCUCUUGCCAAGCCUCUUCUGCCUCUUGCCACGCCUCUUCUGCCUCUUGCCAAGCCUCUUCUGCCUCUUGCCACGCCUCUUCUGCCUCUUGCCACGCCUCUUCUGCCUCUUGCCAAGCCUCUUCUGCCUCUUGCCACGCCUCUUCUGCCUCUUGCCAAGCCUCUUCUGCCUCUUGCCACGCCUCUUCUGCCUCUUGCCACGCCUCUUCUGCCUCUUGCCACGCCUCUUCUGCCUCUUGCCACGCCUCUUCUGCCUCUUGCCACGCCUCUUCUGCCUCUUGCCAAGCCUCUUCUGCCUCUUGCCACGCCUCUUCUGCCUCUUGCCAAGCCUCUUCUGCCUCUUGCCACGCCUCUUCUGCCUCUUGCCACGCCUUGUCUGCCUCUUGCCAAGCCUCUUCUGCCUCUUGCCACGCCUUGUCUGCCUCUUGCCAAGCCUCUUCUGCCUCUUGCCACGCCUCUUCUGCCUCUUGCCACGCCUUGUCUGCCUCUUGCCAAGCCUCUUCUGCCUCUUGCCAAGCCUCUUCUGCCUCUUGCCAAGCCUCUUCUGCCUCUUGCCACGCCUUGUCUGCCUCUUGCCAAGCCUCUUCUGCCUCUUGCCAAGCCUCUUCUGCCUCUUGCCAAGCCUCUUCUGCCUCUUGCCACGCCUCUUCUGCCUCUUGCCAAGCCUCUUCUGCCUCUUGCCAAGCCUCUUCUGCCUCUUGCCACGCCUCUUCUGCCUCUUGCCAAGCCUCUUCUGCCUCUUGCCACGCCUCUUCUGCCUCUUGCCACGCCUCUUCUGCCUCUUGCCACGCCUCUUCUGCCUCUUGCCACGCCUCUUCUGCCUCUUGCCAAGCCUCUUCUGCCUCUUGCCACGCCUCUUCUGCCUCUUGCCACGCCUCUUCUGCCUCUUGCCACGCCUCUUCUGCCUCUUGCCAAGCCUCUUCUGCCUCUUGCCACGCCUCUUCUGCCUCUUGCCACGCCUCUUCUGCCUCUUGCCAAGCCUCUUCUGCCUCUUGCCACGCCUCUUCUGCCUCUUGCCAAGCCUCUUCUGCCUCUUGCCACGCCUCUUCUGCCUCUUGCCACGCCUCUUCUGCCUCUUGCCACGCCUCUUCUGCCUCUUGCCACGCCUCUUCUGCCUCUUGCCACGCCUCUUCUGCCUCUUGCCAAGCCUCUUCUGCCUCUUGCCACGCCUCUUCUGCCUCUUGCCACGCCUCUUCUGCCUCUUGCCAAGCCUCUUCUGCCUCUUGCCACGCCUCUUCUGCCUCUUGCCAAGCCUCUUCUGCCUCUUGCCACGCCUCUUCUGCCUCUUGCCACGCCUCUUCUGCCUCUUGCCACGCCUCUUCUGCCUCUUGCCACGCCUCUUCUGCCUCUUGCCACGCCUCUUCUGCCUCUUGCCACGCCUUGUCUGCCUCUUGCCAAGCCUCUUCUGCCUCUUGCCAAGCCUCUUCUGCCUCUUGCCAAGCCUCUUCUGCCUCUUGCCACGCCUUGUCUGCCUCUUGCCAAGCCUCUUCUGCCUCUUGCCAAGCCUCUUCUGCCUCUUGCCAAGCCUCUUCUGCCUCUUGCCACGCCUCUUCUGCCUCUUGCCAAGCCUCUUCUGCCUCUUGCCACGCCUCUUCUGCCUCUUGCCACGCCUUGUCUGCCUCUUGCCAAGCCUCUUCUGCCUCUUGCCACGCCUUGUCUGCCUCUUGCCAAGCCUCUUCUGCCUCUUGCCACGCCUCUUCUGCCUCUUGCCACGCCUUGUCUGCCUCUUGCCAAGCCUCUUCUGCCUCUUGCCAAGCCUCUUCUGCCUCUUGCCAAGCCUCUUCUGCCUCUUGCCACGCCUUGUCUGCCUCUUGCCAAGCCUCUUCUGCCUCUUGCCAAGCCUCUUCUGCCUCUUGCCAAGCCUCUUCUGCCUCUUGCCACGCCUCUUCUGCCUCUUGCCAAGCCUCUUCUGCCUCUUGCCAAGCCUCUUCUGCCUCUUGCCACGCCUCUUCUGCCUCUUGCCAAGCCUCUUCUGCCUCUUGCCACGCCUCUUCUGCCUCUUGCCACGCCUCUUCUGCCUCUUGCCACGCCUCUUCUGCCUCUUGCCACGCCUCUUCUGCCUCUUGCCAAGCCUCUUCUGCCUCUUGCCACGCCUCUUCUGCCUCUUGCCACGCCUCUUCUGCCUCUUGCCACGCCUCUUCUGCCUCUUGCCAAGCCUCUUCUGCCUCUUGCCACGCCUCUUCUGCCUCUUGCCACGCCUCUUCUGCCUCUUGCCAAGCCUCUUCUGCCUCUUGCCACGCCUCUUCUGCCUCUUGCCAAGCCUCUUCUGCCUCUUGCCACGCCUCUUCUGCCUCUUGCCACGCCUCUUCUGCCUCUUGCCACGCCUCUUCUGCCUCUUGCCACGCCUCUUCUGCCUCUUGCCACGCCUCUUCUGCCUCUUGCCAAGCCUCUUCUGCCUCUUGCCACGCCUCUUCUGCCUCUUGCCACGCCUCUUCUGCCUCUUGCCAAGCCUCUUCUGCCUCUUGCCACGCCUCUUCUGCCUCUUGCCAAGCCUCUUCUGCCUCUUGCCACGCCUCUUCUGCCUCUUGCCACGCCUCUUCUGCCUCUUGCCACGCCUCUUCUGCCUCUUGCCACGCCUCUUCUGCCUCUUGCCACGCCUCUUCUGCCUCUUGCCACGCCUUGUCUGCCUCUUGCCAAGCCUCUUCUGCCUCUUGCCAAGCCUCUUCUGCCUCUUGCCAAGCCUCUUCUGCCUCUUGCCACGCCUUGUCUGCCUCUUGCCAAGCCUCUUCUGCCUCUUGCCAAGCCUCUUCUGCCUCUUGCCAAGCCUCUUCUGCCUCUUGCCACGCCUCUUCUGCCUCUUGCCAAGCCUCUUCUGCCUCUUGCCAAGCCUCUUCUGCCUCUUGCCACGCCUCUUCUGCCUCUUGCCAAGCCUCUUCUGCCUCUUGCCACGCCUCUUCUGCCUCUUGCCACGCCUCUUCUGCCUCUUGCCAGGCCUCUUCUGCCUCUUGCCACGCCUCUUCUGCCUCUUGCCAAGCCUCUUCUGCCUCUUGCCACGCCUCUUCUGCCUCUUGCCACGCCUCUUCUGCCUCUUGCCACGCCUCUUCUGCCUCUUGCCACGCCUCUUCUGCCUCUUGCCACGCCUCUUCUGCCUCUUGCCAAGCCUCUUCUGCCUCUUGCCACGCCUCUUCUGCCUCUUGCCAAGCCUCUUCUGCCUCUUGCCACGCCUCUUCUGCCUCUUGCCACGCCUUGUCUGCCUCUUGCCAAGCCUCUUCUGCCUCUUGCCACGCCUUGUCUGCCUCUUGCCAAGCCUCUUCUGCCUCUUGCCACGCCUCUUCUGCCUCUUGCCACGCCUUGUCUGCCUCUUGCCAAGCCUCUUCUGCCUCUUGCCAAGCCUCUUCUGCCUCUUGCCAAGCCUCUUCUGCCUCUUGCCACGCCUUGUCUGCCUCUUGCCAAGCCUCUUCUGCCUCUUGCCAAGCCUCUUCUGCCUCUUGCCAAGCCUCUUCUGCCUCUUGCCACGCCUCUUCUGCCUCUUGCCAAGCCUCUUCUGCCUCUUGCCAAGCCUCUUCUGCCUCUUGCCACGCCUCUUCUGCCUCUUGCCAAGCCUCUUCUGCCUCUUGCCACGCCUCUUCUGCCUCUUGCCACGCCUCUUCUGCCUCUUGCCACGCCUCUUCUGCCUCUUGCCACGCCUCUUCUGCCUCUUGCCAAGCCUCUUCUGCCUCUUGCCACGCCUCUUCUGCCUCUUGCCACGCCUCUUCUGCCUCUUGCCACGCCUCUUCUGCCUCUUGCCAAGCCUCUUCUGCCUCUUGCCACGCCUCUUCUGCCUCUUGCCACGCCUCUUCUGCCUCUUGCCAAGCCUCUUCUGCCUCUUGCCACGCCUCUUCUGCCUCUUGCCAAGCCUCUUCUGCCUCUUGCCACGCCUCUUCUGCCUCUUGCCACGCCUCUUCUGCCUCUUGCCACGCCUCUUCUGCCUCUUGCCACGCCUCUUCUGCCUCUUGCCACGCCUCUUCUGCCUCUUGCCACGCCUCUUCUGCCUCUUGCCAAGCCUCUUCUGCCUCUUGCCACGCCUCUUCUGCCUCUUGCCACGCCUCUUCUGCCUCUUGCCAAGCCUCUUCUGCCUCUUGCCACGCCUCUUCUGCCUCUUGCCAAGCCUCUUCUGCCUCUUGCCACGCCUCUUCUGCCUCUUGCCACGCCUCUUCUGCCUCUUGCCACGCCUCUUCUGCCUCUUGCCACGCCUCUUCUGCCUCUUGCCACGCCUCUUCUGCCUCUUGCCACGCCUUGUCUGCCUCUUGCCAAGCCUCUUCUGCCUCUUGCCAAGCCUCUUCUGCCUCUUGCCAAGCCUCUUCUGCCUCUUGCCACGCCUUGUCUGCCUCUUGCCAAGCCUCUUCUGCCUCUUGCCAAGCCUCUUCUGCCUCUUGCCAAGCCUCUUCUGCCUCUUGCCACGCCUCUUCUGCCUCUUGCCAAGCCUCUUCUGCCUCUUGCCAAGCCUCUUCUGCCUCUUGCCACGCCUCUUCUGCCUCUUGCCAAGCCUCUUCUGCCUCUUGCCACGCCUCUUCUGCCUCUUGCCACGCCUCUUCUGCCUCUUGCCAAGCCUCUUCUGCCUCUUGCCACGCCUCUUCUGCCUCUUGCCAAGCCUCUUCUGCCUCUUGCCACGCCUCUUCUGCCUCUUGCCACGCCUCUUCUGCCUCUUGCCACGCCUCUUCUGCCUCUUGCCACGCCUCUUCUGCCUCUUGCCACGCCUCUUCUGCCUCUUGCCAAGCCUCUUCUGCCUCUUGCCACGCCUCUUCUGCCUCUUGCCAAGCCUCUUCUGCCUCUUGCCACGCCUCUUCUGCCUCUUGCCACGCCUUGUCUGCCUCUUGCCAAGCCUCUUCUGCCUCUUGCCACGCCUUGUCUGCCUCUUGCCAAGCCUCUUCUGCCUCUUGCCACGCCUCUUCUGCCUCUUGCCACGCCUUGUCUGCCUCUUGCCAAGCCUCUUCUGCCUCUUGCCAAGCCUCUUCUGCCUCUUGCCAAGCCUCUUCUGCCUCUUGCCACGCCUUGUCUGCCUCUUGCCAAGCCUCUUCUGCCUCUUGCCAAGCCUCUUCUGCCUCUUGCCAAGCCUCUUCUGCCUCUUGCCACGCCUCUUCUGCCUCUUGCCAAGCCUCUUCUGCCUCUUGCCAAGCCUCUUCUGCCUCUUGCCACGCCUCUUCUGCCUCUUGCCAAGCCUCUUCUGCCUCUUGCCACGCCUCUUCUGCCUCUUGCCACGCCUCUUCUGCCUCUUGCCACGCCUCUUCUGCCUCUUGCCACGCCUCUUCUGCCUCUUGCCAAGCCUCUUCUGCCUCUUGCCACGCCUCUUCUGCCUCUUGCCACGCCUCUUCUGCCUCUUGCCACGCCUCUUCUGCCUCUUGCCAAGCCUCUUCUGCCUCUUGCCACGCCUCUUCUGCCUCUUGCCACGCCUCUUCUGCCUCUUGCCAAGCCUCUUCUGCCUCUUGCCACGCCUCUUCUGCCUCUUGCCAAGCCUCUUCUGCCUCUUGCCAAGCCUCUUCUGCCUCUUGCCACGCCUCUUCUGCCUCUUGCCACGCCUCUUCUGCCUCUUGCCACGCCUCUUCUGCCUCUUGCCACGCCUCUUCUGCCUCUUGCCACGCCUCUUCUGCCUCUUGCCAAGCCUCUUCUGCCUCUUGCCACGCCUCUUCUGCCUCUUGCCACGCCUCUUCUGCCUCUUGCCAAGCCUCUUCUGCCUCUUGCCACGCCUCUUCUGCCUCUUGCCAAGCCUCUUCUGCCUCUUGCCACGCCUCUUCUGCCUCUUGCCACGCCUCUUCUGCCUCUUGCCACGCCUCUUCUGCCUCUUGCCACGCCUCUUCUGCCUCUUGCCACGCCUCUUCUGCCUCUUGCCACGCCUCUUCUGCCUCUUGCCACGCCUCUUCUGCCUCUUGCCACGCCUCUUCUGCCUCUUGCCACGCCUCUUCUGCCUCUUGCCACGCCUCUUCUGCCUCUUGCCACGCCUUGUCUGCCUCUUGCCAAGCCUCUUCUGCCUCUUGCCAAGCCUCUUCUGCCUCUUGCCACGCCUCUUCUGCCUCUUGCCAAGCCUCUUCUGCCUCUUGCCAAGCCUCUUCUGCCUCUUGCCACGCCUCUUCUGCCUCUUGCCACGCCUCUUCUGCCUCUUGCCACGCCUCUUCUGCCUCUUGCCAAGCCUCUUCUGCCUCUUGCCACGCCUCUUCUGCCUCUUGCCACGCCUCUUCUGCCUCUUGCCACGCCUUGUCUGCCUCUUGCCAAGCCUCUUCUGCCUCUUGCCACGCCUCUUCUGCCUCUUGCCACGCCUUGUCUGCCUCUUGCCAAGCCUCUUCUGCCUCUUGCCAAGCCUCUUCUGCCUCUUGCCAAGCCUCUUCUGCCUCUUGCCACGCCUUGUCUGCCUCUUGCCACGCCUCUUCUGCCUCUUGCCAAGCCUCUUCUGCCUCUUGCCAAGCCUCUUCUGCCUCUUGCCAAGCCUCUUCUGCCUCUUGCCAAGCCUCUUCUGCCUCUUGCCAAGCCUCUUCUGCCUCUUGCCACGCCUCUUCUGCCUCUUGCCACGCCUCUUCUGCCUCUUGCCACGCCUCUUCUGCCUCUUGCCACGCCUCUUCUGCCUCUUGCCAAGCCUCUUCUGCCUCUUGCCACGCCUCUUCUGCCUCUUGCCAAGCCUCUUCUGCCUCUUGCCACGCCUCUUCUGCCUCUUGCCACGCCUCUUCUGCCUCUUGCCACGCCUCUUCUGCCUCUUGCCACGCCUCUUCUGCCUCUUGCCACGCCUCUUCUGCCUCUUGCCACGCCUCUUCUGCCUCUUGCCAAGCCUCUUCUGCCUCUUGCCACGCCUCUUCUGCCUCUUGCCACGCCUCUUCUGCCUCUUGCCACGCCUCUUCUGCCUCUUGCCAAGCCUCUUCUGCCUCUUGCCAAGCCUCUUCUGCCUCUUGCCAAGCCUCUUCUGCCUCUUGCCACGCCUCUUCUGCCUCUUGCCACGCCUCUUCUGCCUCUUGCCACGCCUCUUCUGCCUCUUGCCACGCCUCUUCUGCCUCUUGCCACGCCUCUUCUGCCUCUUGCCAAGCCUCUUCUGCCUCUUGCCAAGCCUCUUCUGCCUCUUGCCAAGCCUCUUCUGCCUCUUGCCAAGCCUCUUCUGCCUCUUGCCACGCCUCUUCUGCCUCUUGCCACGCCUCUUCUGCCUCUUGCCACGCCUCUUCUGCCUCUUGCCAAGCCUCUUCUGCCUCUUGCCAAGCCUCUUCUGCCUCUUGCCAAGCCUCUUCUGCCUCUUGCCAAGCCUCUUCUGCCUCUUGCCACGCCUCUUCUGCCUCUUGCCACGCCUCUUCUGCCUCUUGCCACGCCUCUUCUGCCUCUUGCCAAGCCUCUUCUGCCUCUUGCCAAGCCUCUUCUGCCUCUUGCCAAGCCUCUUCUGCCUCUUGCCAAGCCUCUUCUGCCUCUUGCCACGCCUCUUCUGCCUCUUGCCACGCCUCUUCUGCCUCUUGCCACGCCUCUUCUGCCUCUUGCCACGCCUCUUCUGCCUCUUGCCACGCCUCUUCUGCCUCUUGCCACGCCUCUUCUGCCUCUUGCCACGCCUCUUCUGCCUCUUGCCACGCCUCUUCUGCCUCUUGCCAAGCCUCUUCUGCCUCUUGCCACGCCUCUUCUGCCUCUUGCCAAGCCUCUUCUGCCUCUUGCCAAGCCUCUUCUGCCUCUUGCCAAGCCUCUUCUGCCUCUUGCCACGCCUCUUCUGCCUCUUGCCAAGCCUCUUCUGCCUCUUGCCAAGCCUCUUCUGCCUCUUGCCAAGCCUCUUCUGCCUCUUGCCACGCCUCUUCUGCUCUUGCCACGCCUCUUCUGCCUCUUGCCACGCCUCUUCUGCCUCUUGCCACGCCUCUUCUGCCUCUUGCCACGCCUCUUCUGCCUCUUGCCACGCCUCUUCUGCCUCUUGCCACGCCUCUUCUGCCUCUUGCCACGCCUCUUCUGCCUCUUGCCACGCCUUCCUCUUCUGCCUCUUGCCAAGCCUCUUCUGCCUCUUGCCAAGCCUCUUCUGCCUCUUGCCACGCCUUGUCUGCCUCUUGCCACGCCUCUUCUGCCUCUUGCCAAGCCUCUUCUGCCUCUUGCCAAGCCUCUUCUGCCUCUUGCCAAGCCUCUUCUGCCUCUUGCCACGCCUCUUCUGCCUCUUGCCACGCCUCUUCUGCCUCUUGCCACGCCUCUUCUGCCUCUUGCCACGCCUCUUCUGCCUCUUGCCAAGCCUCUUCUGCCUCUUGCCACGCCUCUUCUGCCUCUUGCCAAGCCUCUUCUGCCUCUUGCCACGCCUCUUCUGCCUCUUGCCACGCCUCUUCUGCCUCUUGCCACGCCUCUUCUGCCUCUUGCCACGCCUCUUCUGCCUCUUGCCACGCCUCUUCUGCCUCUUGCCACGCCUCUUCUGCCUCUUGCCAAGCCUCUUCUGCCUCUUGCCACGCCUCUUCUGCCUCUUGCCACGCCUCUUCUGCCUCUUGCCACGCCUCUUCUGCCUCUUGCCAAGCCUCUUCUGCCUCUUGCCAAGCCUCUUCUGCCUCUUGCCAAGCCUCUUCUGCCUCUUGCCACGCCUCUUCUGCCUCUUGCCACGCCUCUUCUGCCUCUUGCCACGCCUCUUCUGCCUCUUGCCACGCCUCUUCUGCCUCUUGCCACGCCUCUUCUGCCUCUUGCCAAGCCUCUUCUGCCUCUUGCCAAGCCUCUUCUGCCUCUUGCCAAGCCUCUUCUGCCUCUUGCCAAGCCUCUUCUGCCUCUUGCCACGCCUCUUCUGCCUCUUGCCACGCCUCUUCUGCCUCUUGCCACGCCUCUUCUGCCUCUUGCCAAGCCUCUUCUGCCUCUUGCCAAGCCUCUUCUGCCUCUUGCCAAGCCUCUUCUGCCUCUUGCCAAGCCUCUUCUGCCUCUUGCCACGCCUCUUCUGCCUCUUGCCACGCCUCUUCUGCCUCUUGCCACGCCUCUUCUGCCUCUUGCCAAGCCUCUUCUGCCUCUUGCCAAGCCUCUUCUGCCUCUUGCCAAGCCUCUUCUGCCUCUUGCCAAGCCUCUUCUGCCUCUUGCCAAGCCUCUUCUGCCUCUUGCCACGCCUCUUCUGCCUCUUGCCACGCCUCUUCUGCCUCUUGCCACGCCUCUUCUGCCUCUUGCCAAGCCUCUUCUGCCUCUUGCCACGCCUCUUCUGCCUCUUGCCACGCCUCUUCUGCCUCUUGCCACGCCUCUUCUGCCUCUUGCCACGCCUCUUCUGCCUCUUGCCAAGCCUCUUCUGCCUCUUGCCACGCCUCUUCUGCCUCUUGCCAAGCCUCUUCUGCCUCUUGCCAAGCCUCUUCUGCCUCUUGCCAAGCCUCUUCUGCCUCUUGCCACGCCUCUUCUGCCUCUUGCCAAGCCUCUUCUGCCUCUUGCCAAGCCUCUUCUGCCUCUUGCCAAGCCUCUUCUGCCUCUUGCCACGCCUCUUCUGCCUCUUGCCACGCCUCUUCUGCCUCUUGCCAAGCCUCUUCUGCCUCUUGCCACGCCUCUUCUGCCUCUUGCCACGCCUCUUCUGCCUCUUGCCACGCCUCUUCUGCCUCUUGCCAAGCCUCUUCUGCCUCUUGCCAAGCCUCUUCUGCCUCUUGCCAAGCCUCUUCUGCCUCUUGCCAAGCCUCUUCUGCCUCUUGCCACGCCUCUUCUGCCUCUUGCCACGCCUCUUCUGCCUCUUGCCACGCCUCUUCUGCCUCUUGCCACGCCUCUUCUGCCUCUUGCCACGCCUCUUCUGCCUCUUGCCACGCCUCUUCUGCCUCUUGCCACGCCUCUUCUGCCUCUUGCCACGCCUCUUCUGCCUCUUGCCAAGCCUCUUCUGCCUCUUGCCACGCCUCUUCUGCCUCUUGCCACGCCUCUUCUGCCUCUUGCCACGCCUCUUCUGCCUCUUGCCAAGCCUCUUCUGCCUCUUGCCAAGCCUCUUCUGCCUCUUGCCAAGCCUCUUCUGCCUCUUGCCACGCCUCUUCUGCCUCUUGCCACGCCUCUUCUGCCUCUUGCCACGCCUCUUCUGCCUCUUGCCAAGCCUCUUCUGCCUCUUGCCAAGCCUCUUCUGCCUCUUGCCAAGCCUCUUCUGCCUCUUGCCACGCCUCUUCUGCCUCUUGCCACGCCUCUUCUGCCUCUUGCCACGCCUCUUCUGCCUCUUGCCACGCCUCUUCUGCCUCUUGCCACGCUCUUCUGCCUCUUGCCAAGCCUCUUCUGCCUCUUGCCAAGCCUCUUCUGCCUCUUGCCAAGCCUCUUCUGCCUCUUGCCACGCCUCUUCUGCCUCUUGCCACGCCUCUUCUGCCUCUUGCCACGCCUCUUCUGCCUCUUGCCACGCCUCUUCUGCCUCUUGCCAAGCCUCUUCUGCCUCUUGCCAAGCCUCUUCUGCCUCUUGCCAAGCCUCUUCUGCCUCUUGCCAAGCCUCUUCUGCCUCUUGCCACGCCUCUUCUGCCUCUUGCCACGCCUCUUCUGCCUCUUGCCACGCCUCUUCUGCCUCUUGCCAAGCCUCUUCUGCCUCUUGCCACGCCUCUUCUGCCUCUUGCCACGCCUCUUCUGCCUCUUGCCAAGCCUCUUCUGCCUCUUGCCACGCCUCUUCUGCCUCUUGCCACGCCUCUUCUGCCUCUUGCCACGCCUCUUCUGCCUCUUGCCACGCCUCUUCUGCCUCUUGCCACGCCUCUUCUGCCUCUUGCCACGCCUCUUCUGCCUCUUGCCACGCCUCUUCUGCCUCUUGCCACGCCUCUUCUGCCUCUUGCCACGCCUCUUCUGCCUCUUGCCACGCCUCUUCUGCCUCUUGCCACGCCUCUUCUGCCUCUUGCCACGCCUCUUCUGCCUCUUGCCACGCCUCUUCUGCCUCUUGCCACGCCUCUUCUGCCUCUUGCCACGCCUCUUCUGCCUCUUGCCACGCCUCUUCUGCCUCUUGCCACGCCUCUUCUGCCUCUUGCCACGCCUCUUCUGCCUCUUGCCACGCCUCUUCUGCCUCUUGCCACGCCUCUUCUGCCUCUUGCCACGCCUCUUCUGCCUCUUGCCACGCCUCUUCUGCCUCUUGCCACGCCUCUUCUGCCUCUUGCCACGCCUCUUCUGCCUCUUGCCACGCCUCUUCUGCCUCUUGCCACGCCUCUUCUGCCUCUUGCCACGCCUCUUCUGCCUCUUGCCACGCCUCUUCUGCCUCUUGCCACGCCUCUUCUGCCUCUUGCCACGCCUCUUCUGCCUCUUGCCACGCCUCUUCUGCCUCUUGCCAAGCCUCUUCUGCCUCUUGCCAAGCCUCUUCUGCCUCUUGCCAAGCCUCUUCUGCCUCUUGCCACGCCUCUUCUGCCUCUUGCCACGCCUCUUCUGCCUCUUGCCACGCCUCUUCUGCCUCUUGCCACGCCUCUUCUGCCUCUUGCCAAGCCUCUUCUGCCUCUUGCCACGCCUCUUCUGCCUCUUGCCAAGCCUCUUCUGCCUCUUGCCACGCCUCUUCUGCCUCUUGCCAAGCCUCUUCUGCCUCUUGCCACGCCUCUUCUGCCUCUUGCCAAGCCUCUUCUGCCUCUUGCCACGCCUCUUCUGCCUCUUGCCAAGCCUCUUCUGCCUCUUGCCAAGCCUCUUCUGCCUCUUGCCACGCCUCUUCUGCCUCUUGCCACGCCUCUUCUGCCUCUUGCCACGCCUCUUCUGCCUCUUGCCAAGCCUCUUCUGCCUCUUGCCAAGCCUCUUCUGCCUCUUGCCAAGCCUCUUCUGCCUCUUGCCACGCCUCUUCUGCCUCUUGCCACGCCUCUUCUGCCUCUUGCCACGCCUCUUCUGCCUCUUGCCACGCCUCUUCUGCCUCUUGCCACGCCUCUUCUGCCUCUUGCCACGCCUCUUCUGCCUCUUGCCAAGCCUCUUCUGCCUCUUGCCACGCCUCUUCUGCCUCUUGCCACGCCUCUUCUGCCUCUUGCCACGCCUCUUCUGCCUCUUGCCACGCCUCUUCUGCCUCUUGCCACGCCUCUUCUGCCUCUUGCCAAGCCUCUUCUGCCUCUUGCCACGCCUCUUCUGCCUCUUGCCACGCCUCUUCUGCCUCUUGCCAAGCCUCUUCUGCCUCUUGCCACGCCUCUUCUGCCUCUUGCCACGCCUCUUCUGCCUCUUGCCACGCCUCUUCUGCCUCUUGCCACGCCUCUUCUGCCUCUUGCCACGCCUCUUCUGCCUCUUGCCACGCCUCUUCUGCCUCUUGCCACGCCUCUUCUGCCUCUUGCCACGCCUCUUCUGCCUCUUGCCACGCCUCUUCUGCCUCUUGCCACGCCUCUUCUGCCUCUUGCCACGCCUCUUCUGCCUCUUGCCACGCCUCUUCUGCCUCUUGCCACGCCUCUUCUGCCUCUUGCCACGCCUCUUCUGCCUCUUGCCACGCCUCUUCUGCCUCUGCCACGCCUCUUCUGCCUCUUGCCACGCCUCUUCUGCCUCUUGCCACGCCUCUUCUGCCUCUUGCCACGCCUCUUCUGCCUCUUGCCACGCCUCUUCUGCCUCUUGCCACGCCUCUUCUGCCUCUUGCCACGCCUCUUCUGCCUCUUGCCACGCCUCUUCUGCCUCUUGCCACGCCUCUUCUGCCUCUUGCCACGCCUCUUCUGCCUCUUGCCACGCCUCUUCUGCCUCUUGCCACGCCUCUUCUGCCUCUUGCCACGCCUCUUCUGCCUCUUGCCACGCCUCUUCUGCCUCUUGCCACGCCUCUUCUGCCUCUUGCCACGCCUCUUCUGCCUCUUGCCACGCCUCUUCUGCCUCUUGCCACGCCUCUUCUGCCUCUUGCCACGCCUCUUCUGCCUCUUGCCACGCCUCUUCUGCCUCUUGCCACGCCUCUUCUGCCUCUUGCCACGCCUCUUCUGCUCUUGCCACGCCUCUUCUGCCUCUUGCCACGCCUCUUCUGCCUCUUGCCACGCCUCUUCUGCCUCUUGCCACGCCUCUUCUGCCUCUUGCCACGCCUCUUCUGCCUCUUGCCACGCCUCUUCUGCCUCUUGCCACGCCUCUUCUGCCUCUUGCCACGCCUCUUCUGCCUCUUGCCACGCCUCUUCUGCCUCUUGCCACGCCUCUUCUGCCUCUUGCCACGCCUCUUCUGCCUCUUGCCACGCCUCUUCUGCCUCUUGCCACGCCUCUUCUGCCUCUUGCCACGCCUCUUCUGCCUCUUGCCACGCCUCUUCUGCUCUUGCCAAGCCUCUUCUGCCUCUUGCCACGCCUCUUCUGCCUCUUGCCACGCCUCUUCUGCCUCUUGCCACGCCUCUUCUGCCUCUUGCCACGCCUCUUCUGCCUCUUGCCACGCCUCUUCUGCCUCUUGCCACGCCUCUUCUGCCUCUUGCCACGCCUCUUCUGCCUCUUGCCACGCCUCUUCUGCCUCUUGCCACGCCCUCUUCUGCCUCUUGCCACGCCUCUUCUGCCUCUUGCCACGCCUCUUCUGCCUCUUGCCACGCCUCUUCUGCCUCUUGCCAAGCCUCUUCUGCCUCUUGCCACGCCUCUUCUGCCUCUUGCCACGCCUCUUCUGCCUCUUGCCACGCCUCUUCUGCCUCUUGCCACGCCUCUUCUGCCUCUUGCCACGCCUCUUCUGCCUCUUGCCACGCCUCUUCUGCCUCUUGCCAAGCCUCUUCUGCCUCUUGCCACGCCUCUUCUGCCUCUUGCCACGCCUCUUCUGCCUCUUGCCACGCCUCUUCUGCCUCUUGCCACGCCUCUUCUGCUCUUGCCACGCCUCUUCUGCCUCUUGCCACGCCUCUUCUGCCUCUUGCCACGCCUCUUCUGCCUCUUGCCACGCCUCUUCUGCCUCUUGCCACGCCUCUUCCUGCCUCUUGCCACGCCUCUUCUGCCUCUUGCCACGCCUCUUCUGCCUCUUGCCACGCCUCUUCUGCUCUUGCCAAGCCUCUCUGCCUCUUGCACGCCUCUUCUGCCUCUUGCCACGCCUCUUCUGCCUCUUGCCACGCCUCUUCUGCCUCUUGCCACGCCUCUUCUGCCUCUUGCCACGGCCUCUUCUGCCUCUUGCCACGCCUCUUCUGCCUCUUGCCACGCCUCUUCUGCCUCUUGCCACGCCUCUUCUGCCUCUUGCCACGCCUCUUCUGCCUCUUGCCAAGCCUCUUCUGCCUCUUGCCACGCCUCUUCUGCCUCUUGCCACGCCUCUUCUGCCUCUUGCCACGCCUCUUCUGCCUCUUGCCACGCCUCUUCUGCCUCUUGCCACGCCUCUUCUGCCUCUUGCCACGCCUCUUCUGCCUCUUGCCACGCCUCUUCUGCCUCUUGCCACGCCUCUUCUGCCUCUUGCCACGCCUCUUCUGCCUCUUGCCACGCCUCUUCUGCCUCUUGCCACGCCUCUUCUGCCUCUUGCCACGCCUCUUCUGCCUCUUGCCACGCCUCUUCUGCCUCUUGCCACGCCUCUUCUGCCUCUUGCCACGCCUCUUCUGCCUCUUGCCACGCCUCUUCUGCCUCUUGCCACGCCUCUUCUGCCUCUUGCCACGCCUCUUCUGCCUCUUGCCACGCCUCUUCUGCCUCUUGCCACGCCUCUUCUGCCUCUUGCCACGCCUCUUCUGCCUCUUGCCACGCCUCUUCUGCCUCUUGCCAAGCCUCUUCUGCCUCUUGCCACGCCUCUUCUGCCUCUUGCCACGCCUCUUCUGCCUCUUGCCACGCCUCUUCUGCCUCUUGCCACGCCUCUUCUGCCUCUUGCCACGCCUCUUCUGCCUCUUGCCACGCCUCUUCUGCCUCUUGCCACGCCUCUUCUGCCUCUUGCCACGCCUCUUCUGCCUCUUGCCACGCCUCUUCUGCCUCUUGCCACGCCUCUUCUGCCUCUUGCCACGCCUCUUCUGCUCUUGCCAAGCCUCUUCUGCCUCUUGCCACGCCUCUUCUGCCUCUUGCCACGCCUCUUCUGCCUCUUGCCACGCCUCUUCUGCCUCUUGCCACGCCUCUUCUGCCUCUUGCCACGCCUCUUCUGCCUCUUGCCACGCCUCUUCUGCCUCUUGCCACGCCUCUUCUGCCUCUUGCCACGCCUCUUCUGCCUCUUGCCAAGCCUCUUCUGCCUCUUGCCACGCCUCUUCUGCCUCUUGCCACGCCUCUUCUGCUCUUGCCACGCCUCUUCUGCCUCUUGCCACGCCUCUUCUGCCUCUUGGCCACGCCUCUUCUGCCUCUUGCCAAGCCUCUUUCUGCCUCUUGCCACGCCUCUUCUGCCUCUUGCCACGCCUCUUCUGCCUCUUGCCACGCCUCUUCUGCCUCUUGCCACGCCUCUUCUGCCUCUUGCCACGCCUCUUCUGCCUCUUGCCACGCUCUUCUGCCUCUUGCCAAGCCUCUUCUGCCUCUUGCCACGCCUCUUCUGCCUCUUGCCACGCCUCUUCUGCCUCUUGCCACGCCUCUUCUGCCUCUUGCCACGCCUCUUUCUGCCUCUUGCCACGCCUCUUCUGCCUCUUGCCAAGCCUCUUCUUUCUUCGCCUCUUGCCACGCCUCUUCUGCCUCUUGCCACGCCUCUUCUGCCUCUUGCCAAGGCCUCUUCUGCCUCUUGCCAGCCUCUUCUGCUCUUGCCACGCCUCUUCUGCCUCUUGCGACGCCUCUUCUGCCUCUUGCCAACGCCUCUUCUGCCUCUUGCCAAGCCCUCUUCUGCCUCUUGCCACGCCUCUUCUGCCUCUUGCCACGCCUCUUCUGCCUCUUGCCACGCCUCUUCUGCCUCUUGCCACGCCUCUUCUGCUCUUGCCCACGCCUCUUCUGCCUCUUGCCACGCUCUCUGCCUCUGCCAAGCCUCUGCCUCUUGCCACGCCUCUUCUGCCUCUUGCCACGCCUCUUCUGCCUCUUGCCACGCCUCUUCUGCCUCUUGCCACGCCUCUUCUGCCUCUUGGCCACGCCUCUUCUGCCUCUUGCCACGCCUCUUCUGCCUCUUGCCACGCCUCUUCUGCCUCUUGCCACGCCUCUUCUGCCUCUUGCCAAGCCUCUUCUGCCUCUUGCCACGCCUCUUCUGCCUCUUGCCACGCCUCUUCUGCCUCUUGCCACGCCCUCUUCUGCCUCUUGCCACGCCUCUUCUGCCUCUUGCCACGCCUCUUCUGCUCUUGCCACGCCUCUUCUGCCUCUUGCCAAGCCUUCUUCUGCUCUCUUGGGGCCACGCCUCUUCUGCCUCUUGCCACGCCUCUUCUGCCUCUUGCCACGCCUCUUCUGCCUCUUGCCACGCCUCUUCUGCCUCUUGCCACGCCUCUUCUGCCUCUUGCCACGCCUCUUCUGCCUCUUGGCCACGCCUCUUCUGCCUCUUGCCAAGCCUCUUCCUGACUCUUGCCACGCCUCUUCUGCCUCUUGCCACGCCUCUUCUGCCUCUUGCCACGCCUCUUCUGCCUCUUGCCACGCCUCUUCUGCCUCUUGCCACGCCUCUUCUGCCUCUUGCCACGCCUCUUCUGCCUCUUGCCACGCCUCUUCUGCCUCUUGCCACGCCUCUUCUUGCCUCUUGCCACGCCUCUUCUGCCUCUUGCCACGCCUCUUCUGCCUCUUGCCACGCCUCUUCUGCCUCUUGCCACGCCUCUUCUGCCUCUUGCCACGCCUCUUCUGCCUCUUGCCACGCCUCUUCUGCCUCUUGCCACGCCUCUUCUGCCUCUUGCCACGCCUCUUCUGCCUCUUGCCACGCCUCUUCUGCCUCUUGCCACGCCUCUUCUGCCUCUUGCCACGCCUCUUCUGCCUCUUGCCACGCCUCUUCUGCCUCUUGCCACGCCUCUUCUGCCUCUUGCCACGCCUCUUCUGCCUCUUGCCACGCCUCUUCUGCCUCUUGCCACGCCUCUUCUGCCUCUUGCCACGCCUCUUCUGCCUCUUGCCACGCCUCUUCUGCCUCUUGCCACGCCUCUUCUGCCUCUUGCCACGCCUCUUCUGCCUCUUGCCACGCCUCUUCUGCCUCUUGCCACGCCUCUUCUGCCUCUUGCCACGCCUCUUCUGCCUCUUGCCACGCCUCUUCUGCCUCUUGCCACGCCUCUUCUGCCUCUUGCCACGCCUCUUCUGCCUCUUGCCACGCCUCUUCUGCCUCUUGCCACGCCUCUUCUGCCUCUUGCCACGCCUCUUCUGCCUCUUGCCACGCCUCUUCUGCCUCUUGCCACGCCUCUUCUGCCUCUUGCCACGCCUCUUCUGCCUCUUGCCACGCCUCUUCUGCUCUUGCCACGCCUCUUCUGCCUCUUGCCACGCCUCUUCUGCCUCUUGCCACGCCUCUUCUGCCUCUUGCCACGCCUCUUCUGCCUCUUGCCACGCCUCUUCUGCCUCUUGCCACGCCUCUUCUGCCUCUUGCCACGCCUCUUCUGCCUCUUGCCACGCCUCUUCUGCCUCUUGCCACGCCUCUUCUGCCUCUUGCCACGCCUCUUCUGCCUCUUGCCACGCCUCUUCUGCCUCUUGCCACGCCUCUUCUGCCUCUUGCCACGCCUCUUCUGCCUCUUGCCACGCCUCUUCUGCCUCUUGCCACGCCUCUUCUGCCUCUUGCCACGCCUCUUCUGCCUCUUGCCACGCCUCUUCUGCCUCUUGCCACGCCUCUUCUGCCUCUUGCCACGCCUCUUCUGCCUCUUGCCACGCCUCUUCUGCCUCUUGCCACGCCUCUUCUGCUCUUGCCACGCCUCUUCUGCCUCUUGCCACGCCUCUUCUGCCUCUUGCCACGCCUCUUCUGCCUCUUGCCACGCCUCUUCUGCUCUUGCCACGCCUCUUCUGCCUCUUGCCACGCCUCUUCUGCCUCUUGCCACGCCUCUUCUGCCUCUUGCCACGCCUCUUCUGCCUCUUGCCACGCCUCUUCUGCCUCUUGCCACGCUCUUCUGCCUCUUGCCACGCCUCUUCUGCCUCUUGCCACGCCUCUUCUGCCUCUUGCCACGCCUCUUCUGCCUCUUGCCACGCCUCUUCUGCCUCUUGCCACGCCUCUUCUGCCUCUUGCCACGCCUCUUCUGCCUCUUGCCACGCCUCUUCUGCCUCUUGCCACGCCUCUUCUGCCUCUUGCCACGCCUCUUCUGCUCUUGCCACGCCUCUUCUGCCUCUUGCCACGCUCUUCUGCUCUUGCCACGCUCUUCUGCCUCUUGCCACGCCUCUUCUGCCUCUUGCCACGCCUCUUCUGCCUCUUGCCACGCCUCUUCUGCCUCUUGCCACGCCUCUUCUGCCUCUUGCCACGCCUCUUCUGCCUCUUGCCACGCCUCUUCUGCCUCUUGCCACGCCUCUUCUGCCUCUUGCCACGCCUCUUCUGCCUCUUGCCACGCCUCUUCUGCCUCUUGCCACGCCUCUUCUGCCUCUUGCCACGCCUCUUCUGCCUCUUGCCACGCCUCUUCUGCCUCUUGCCACGCCUCUUCUGCCUCUUGCCACGCCUCUUCUGCCUCUUGCCACGCCUCUUCUGCCUCUUGCCACGCCUCUUUCUGCCUCUUGCCACGCCUCUUCUGCCUCUUGCCACGCCUCUUCUGCCUCUUGCCACGCCUCUUCUGCCUCUUGCCACGCCUCUUCUGCCUCUUGCCACGCUCUUCUGCCUCUUGCCACGCCUCUUCUGCCUCUUGCCACGCCUCUUCUGCCUCUUGCCACGCCUCUUCUGCCUCUUGCCACGCCUCUUCUGCCUCUUGCCACGCCUCUUCUGCCUCUUGCCACGCCUCUUCUGCCUCUUGCCACGCCUCUUCUGCCUCUUGCCACGCCUCUUCUGCCUCUUGCCACGCCUCUUCUGCCUCUUGCCACGCCUCUUCUGCCUCUUGCCACGCCUCUUCUGCCUCUUGCCACGCCUCUUCUGCCUCUUGCCACGCCUCUUCUGCCUCUUGCCACGCCUCUUCUGCCUCUUGCCACGCCUCUUCUGCCUCUUGCCACGCCUCUUCUGCUCUUGCCUUGCCACGCCUCUUCUGCCUCUUGCCACGCCUCUUCUGCCUCUUGCCACGCCUCUUCUGCCUCUUGCCACGCCUCUUCUGCCUCUUGCCACGCCUCUUCUGCCUCUUGCCACGCCUCUUCUGCCUCUUGCCACGCCUCUUCUGCCUCUUGCCACGCCUCUUCUGCCUCUUGCCACGCCUCUUCUGCCUCUUGCCACGCCUCUUCUGCCUCUUGCCACGCCUCUUCUGCCUCUUGCCACGCCUCUUCUGCCUCUUGCCACGCCUCUUCUGCCUCUUGCCACGCCUCUUCUGCCUCUUGCCACGCCUCUUCUGCCUCUUGCCACGCCUCUUCUGCCUCUUGCCACGCCUCUUCUGCCUCUUGCCACGCCUCUUCUGCCUCUUGCCACGCCUCUUCUGCCUCUUGCCACGCCUCUUCUGCCUCUUGCCACGCCUCUUCUGCCUCUUGCCACGCCUCUUCUGCCUCUUGCCACGCCUCUUCUGCCUCUUGCCACGCCUCUUCUGCCUCUUGCCACGCCUCUUCUGCCUCUUGCCACGCCUCUUCUGCCUCUUGCCACGCCUCUUCUGCCUCUUGCCACGCCUCUUCUGCCUCUUGCCACGCCUCUUCUGCCUCUUGCCACGCCUCUUCUGCCUCUUGCCACGCCUCUUCUGCCUCUUGCCACGCCUCUUCUGCCUCUUGCCACGCCUCUUCUGCCUCUUGCCACGCCUCUUCUGCCUCUUGCCACGCCUCUUCUGCCUCUUGCCACGCCUCUUCUGCCUCUUGCCACGCCUCUUCUGCCUCUUGCCACGCCUCUUCUGCCUCUUGCCACGCCUCUUCUGCCUCUUGCCACGCUCUGCUCUUGCCACGCCUCUUCUGCCUCUUGCCACGCCUCUUCUGCCUCUUGCCACGCCUCUUCUGCCUCUUGCCACGCCUCUUCUGCCUCUUGCCACGCCUCUUCUGCCUCUUGCCACGCCUCUUCUGCCUCUUGCCACGCCUCUUCUGCCUCUUGCCACGCCUCUUCUGCCUCUUGCCACGCCUCUUCUGCCUCUUGCCACGCCUCUUCUGCCUCUUGCCACGCCUCUUCUGCCUCUUGCCACGCCUCUUCUGCCUCUUGCCACGCCUCUUCUGCCUCUUGCCACGCCUCUUCUGCCUCUUGCCACGCCUCUUCUGCCUCUUGCCACGCCUCUUCUGCCUCUUGCCACGCCUCUUCUGCCUCUUGCCACGCCUCUUCUGCCUCUUGCCACGCCUCUUCUGCCUCUUGCCACGCCUCUUCUGCCUCUUGCCACGCCUCUUCUGCCUCUUGCCACGCCUCUUCUGCCUCUUGCCACGCCUCUUCUGCCUCUUGCCACGCCUCUUCUGCCUCUUGCCACGCCUCUUCUGCCUCUUGCCACGCCUCUUCUGCCUCUUGCCACGCCUCUUCUGCCUCUUGCCACGCCUCUUCUGCCUCUUGCCACGCCUCUUCUGCCUCUUGCCACGCCUCUUCUGCCUCUUGCCACGCCUCUUCUGCCUCUUGCCACGCCUCUUCUGCCUCUUGCCACGCCUCUUCUGCCUCUUGCCACGCCUCUUCUGCCUCUUGCCACGCCUCUUCUGCCUCUUGCCACGCCUCUUCUGCCUCUUGCCACGCUCUUCUGCCUCUUGCCACGCUCUUCUGCCUCUUGCCACGCCUCUUCUGCCUCUUGCCACGCCUCUUCUGCCUCUUGCCACGCCUCUUCUGCCUCUUGCCACGCCUCUUCUGCCUCUUGCCACGCCUCUUCUGCCUCUUGCCACGCCUCUUCUGCCUCUUGCCACGCCUCUUCUGCCUCUUGCCACGCCUCUUCUGCCUCUUGCCACGCCUCUUCUGCCUCUUGCCACGCCUCUUCUGCCUCUUGCCACGCCUCUUCUGCCUCUUGCCACGCCUCUUCUGCCUCUUGCCACGCCUCUUCUGCUGCUCUUGCCACGCCUCUUCUGCCUCUUGCCACGCCUCUUCUGCCUCUUGCCACGCCUCUUCUGCCUCUUGCCACGCCUCUUCUGCCUCUUGCCACGCCUCUUCUGCCUCUUGCCACGCCUCUUCUGCCUCUUGCCACGCCUCUUCUGCCUCUUGCCACGCCUCUUCUGCCUCUUGCCACGCCUCUUCUGCCUCUUGCCACGCCUCUUCUGCCUCUUGCCACGCCUCUUCUGCCUCUUGCCACGCCUCUUCUGCCUCUUGCCACGCCUCUUCUGCCUCUUGCCAGCCGCUCUUCUUCUGCCCUCUUGCCACGACCUCUUCUUGCCUCUUGCCACGCCUCUUCUGCCUCUUGCCACUCCUCUUCUGCCUCUUGCCACGCCUCUUCUUGCUCUUGCCACGCCUCUUCUGCCUCUUGCCACGCCUUCUCUGCCUCUUGCCAAGCCUCUUCUGCCUCUUGCCACGCCUCUUCUGCCUCUUGCCACGCCUCUUCUGCCUCUUGCCACGCCUUCUUCUGCCUCUUGCCACGCCUCUUCUGCCUCUUGCCAAGCCUCUUCUGCCUCUUGCCACGCCUCUUCUGCCUCUGCCAGCUCUCCUGCCUCUUGCCACGCCUCUUCUGCCUCUUGCCAGCCUCUCUGCCUCUUGCCACGCCUCUUCUGA
Messenger RNA from Closterium sp. Naga37s-1, 31383 nucleotides. Lineage: Eukaryota; Viridiplantae; Streptophyta; Zygnematophyceae; Desmidiales; Closteriaceae. The record is from the annotation of a GenBank genome assembly.